CAUCGCAACCGAGGCCUAAUGAUAUGCCACUUAAUCAAUGACCCGCAUAAUAGAAUCUCAUCGCAUUGCCAACAUGUCCAUCAUAACCGUCUCGAGGAAAGUGCUCUGAAGGAAUGCUGCCAUAUCGUACAACGGGAAGUACACGACUUGGUACAGUGAUUAUUUUUAAUCCGUCCAACUCCAAAGUGGAAGAGGUUCGGCUUUUGCUGUGGAUCGACGGUGGAUUCCUGCUGUCAUACGGGGAGGUAUAUAAGAAGGUAGCAUCUCUGAAAUGAAAGCAUUCGUUCAGGCAGCAGCUAUCAUGAAGACCACGGGAUUGCAGCUCGUCAGCUUGGUCCUUUCUCUCUUUGUGGCUGCGGUCUACGGAGGCUAUUACGUCGGUUACGGGGGCUACGGCGGCUACGGUGGAUACGGAUACGGCGGUCUGGGAGGCUACGGCGGUCACGGAUACGGAGGUUACGGCCACGGUGCGUACGGCGGCUUUUACGGUGGACACGGCGGAUACGGAGGUUACGGCCACGGUGGGUACGGCGGCGGGUACGGUGGCUAUGGUGGACACGGCGGCGGAUACGGUGGCCAUGGCGGCUUCGGGGGCUAUGGUGGCUACGGAGGAUACGGCGGUCACGGUCAUCACUACUGGUGAUGAAUAGAAGUGUCUGGUCGUAGGAGAUACUUUGUAAAUAAAAAGACGGAAAAUAACCGAAAA
Ornithodoros turicata is the source of this 706-nucleotide messenger RNA. RefSeq names its product neuropeptide-like protein 31. The transcript is spliced from 2 exons. NCBI's taxonomy places the organism in Eukaryota, Metazoa, Arthropoda, Arachnida, Ixodida, Argasidae. Bases 272 to 643 code for a protein of 123 amino acids. The record is from RefSeq and is a predicted model, not a curated record.